Molecule: messenger RNA, 720 nt
Organism: Rotaria sp. Silwood1
Lineage: Eukaryota; Metazoa; Rotifera; Eurotatoria; Philodinida; Philodinidae
Source: the annotation of a GenBank genome assembly
AUGUUUUGUGUUAUUAAACCAAACGCAACGGCUAAAGUGAGGGAUGCAUUCAAAGCUCAAUAUAAAAGUAAAGCAAGUGAUGCUGAGAGAGCAUUCAAAGAAAUUUUAUUAUUUGAUACUAAACAACAGAAAGUUCAAAAUAAAGAAAGUGAUGCUAAAAGAGCAUUCAAAGAAACAGUGUCAUUUGAUACUGAACAACAUGAAGCUCAAUCAUAUCAUUUUGUUUUUGUUCUUGAUGAAUCAGGUUCAAUGAGCCCACAUUGGAACAAAUUACAACAAGCAUACAACAAUUUCUUAACACGACGUAAUGAUGAUCAAGGAGGAGAUGAUGUUAUUACUGUUGUUCAGUUCGAUAGCAGUGCACGUACGAUUUGCUCGAGACAAAAAGUUAUUGAUGCUCCUCGUACACUUUACAUUCAUGGUGGUGGUACAGAUUAUGCACAAGGUUUGAAAGAAGCAACAAAAGAAAUCGAGAAAGACAAAACAGGUGCAUCGAUUGUCAUGACUUUUAUGUCGGAUGGUGCCGAUUGUGGUAAUGGUAAUCCCAAAAAUAUAAUUAGUCAGUUGAAAUCAAAAUACAAAACGGAUCAUAAUUUUAUUUGUCAUACGAUUGGUUUCAGUGAAGGUAUUCAAAAAGGAAGUAAAGAAGAGAAAAGACUUGACCAAAUGGCAAGCAAUGGUGGUGGUAAAAAGUACAUGGAAGAACAGGCGAUGCACUGA